AUAGCAGUCAGGGUUCCAUUGUCUAACCUGCAGAGGUCUGUGUGACCUUCCAGGGAUAUGCCUCCCCAGACCAUCACUGACCCACCACCAAACCAGUCAUGCUGAAUGAUGUUGCAGGCAGCAUAACGUUCUCCACGGCAUCUCCAGACCUGUUCACGUUUAUCACAUGCUCAGGUUGAACCUGCUCUCAUCUGUGAAAUCACAGGGCGCCAGUGGCAGACCUGCCAAUUCUGGUGUUCUGUGGCAAAUGUCAGUCGAGCUCCAUGGUGCCGGGCAGUGAGCACAGGGUCCAGUACAGGACAUUGGGUCCUCAGGCCACCCUCAUGAAGUCUGUUUCUGAUUGUUUGGUCAGAGACAUUCACACCAGUGGCCUCCUGUAGGUCUUUUGUAGGGCUCUGGCAGUGCUCAUUCUGUUCCUCCUUGUACAAAGGAGCAGAUACUGGUCCUGCUGAUGGGUUAAGGACCGUCUACGGCCCUGUGCAGCUCUCAUAGAGUAACUGCCUGCCCCCUGGAAUCUCCUUCAUGCUCUUGAGACUGUGCUGGGAAACACAGCAAACCUUCUGGCAUGGCCCUUAUUGAUGUCCCACCCUGGAGGAGUUGGACUACCUGUGCAACCUCUGUAGGGUCCAGUAUAUUGCCUGAGGAAAAACUACGCACUAUACUGUCAUCUGGAAGCUGCUAUCUCCGAUCAUCCGUAAGGCACGUGAAUGCAGCAUGUGUUCAAACAGCGGAGGCUGAGCAGCAUCAGGACCAGGAUGGGCAGCUAGCAGCUGGUCUGCGUCUCUGCAUGAGCACCAGCGACCCGUGAAGCUCGAUGACAGACCCACUGAAAUCCUGCUAAGUAGAAAACCACAGAAGAGGAAGUGACAGGGAGGAAGGAUGGACUCCAUCUCUAUGAUGGGCGGCAGUAGGAGCCCUGUGUUUCUCACAGCCUCCUCCUCCCACCACCACCACACCCAGACCUGUUUCCUGCCCAACGGCAUGAAUAAUGGAGUUGGAAACACAGCGAGUGCCUGUCUGUCAGCCCAGCCCACAGUGGCCAUCCUGGGCUCAGGUGACUUCUCCAAGUGCCUGACCAUACGCCUGCUGCGCUGCGGCUUCCAUGUGGUGGUGGGUAGCCGCCAUCCUAAAUUGGCAGCCCAGUCAUUCCCGCAUGUGGUGGAUGUGACACACCAUGAAGAUGCUGCGGGGAAGGCUGGCAUCGUGUUCCUGGCAAUCCGCCGUGAGCACUACUCUGUCCUAUGGGACCUUAAGCAUCUACUGGAAGGCAAGAUCUUAGUGGAUGUGAGUAACAACAGGAGGGUGAACCAGUAUCCAGAGUCUAAUGCUGAAUAUCUGGCUUCACUGCUGCCAGACUCCAUCGUGGUCAAAGGCUUCAAUGUCAUCUCAGCCUGGGCCAUGCAGCAGAGCAGCCCCAAAGACGCCAGCACACAGGUGUUCAUUUGCAGUGACUCAGUGGAGGCUCGACAGCAGAUUAUGGAACUUGCCCGACAUCUUAACUUCCAGCCGGUGGAUAUGGGCACCCUGUCUUCUUCGCAGGACAUUGAAAACAUGCCCAUUCAGUUAUUUCCUGGCUGGAAAGGCCCAGUCCUCACUGCUGUGGCCCUCUCCAUCUUCUUUUUUGCAUACUCUUUUGUACGAGAUAUCAUCCACCCAUAUGUGAAAUACAAACAGAGUGACUUCUACAAGAUCCCAAUAGAGAUGGUGAACCGAACACUGCCCACUGUUGCCAUCACUCUCUUGGCCCUGGUGUACCUGUCAGGCCAGCUGGCAGCCGCCCACCAGCUUUACUAUGGUACCAAGUACAGGCAUUUCCCGCACUGGCUGGAGGGCUGGCUGCAGAGCCGGAAACAGCUGGGCCUCCUCAGCUUCUUCCUGGCUGCUGUCCAUGUUCUCUACAGCCUCUGUCUGCCCAUGAGGCGUUCUGAGAGGUACCUGCUGCUCAACACCGCCUACCAACAGGUCCAUGCUAAUGUGGAGAAUGCGUGGAAUGAGGAGGAGGUGUGGAGGGUGGAGAUGUACGUUUCCUUUGGGAUCAUGAGCCUCGGGCUCCUGUCACUCCUAGCAGUCACCUCCAUCCCCUCUGUCAACAGCACGCUCAACUGGAGGGAGUUCAGCUUCAUACAGUCCACUCUGGGCUACAUCGCCCUGCUCAUCGCUACCUUCCACGGCCUGCUGUUUGGAUGGAAGCGAGCUUUUGAGGAGGAGGCCUACCGCUUCUACCUGCCUCCCAGCUUCGUGGUCGCCCUGGCCCUGCCAGUGUGUGUCAUACUGGGCAAGGUGCUUAUGCUGCUCCCCUGUGUGGCCCGCAAACUCCACCAGAUCCGCCGGGGCCUCGACAGCAGUCAGUACCGGUGUCAGCGCCUGGAGCCCGUGGGCUUGGCUGUCCAGGUUUCACCUGAGAGAGUUACUAUCAUGUGAUCCUUGCAGCACAAAGAUGUCUGUUCCUUUUUACUUCUACUGUCAUAGUUAUAUCUGUUUUAUUGAACACUCUUCAUUCAUGUGAUUCUCAGUGGAAGGGCAUAUUAUACUUUAUGACCAAACAGUCUUUACUGACAUGUGAACGACUGUCCUUGUAUAACUAGUAUGUCACAGUUUGCCAUCUAAGUGUAAAACUGAAUAUUCCUCCCAUGACAGUAUCUUACCAAUAUGCUUCAAAUAUUUCACCAAUACAUGUACCUGUCCUGGCAGACAGGAGAACUCCACUAGUUUGACACAUUGUGUCACUUUACUAGUUCUGCUGGACCUGUAAAAACAGUUGUGUAAUAAAAAUAUCCUCUGUUGCUAUGGAGGAGGAACUUUUUAGCAUCAAACGGUUAAUCAGAAGCUACCAGGGGCUAAAUUGUCAUUAACGACGAUCAAAUCAAAAGACACUAUUGAGUUCCAGCAAGUGUAGGGUCCAGUGUUUGUGAUCGGAGCUUACUACAGGUUUGCAUUAUGGGAAGUGUAGGAUCCAGUGUAAUUAACCGCAGGAGGUGUCAGGGCAUCUCCGCUACUGCUGCACAGAUUUUGAUCAUUCUCUUUGUUUAUCUGUAUGGCAGUAAACUGCUGUUAUAUCCUGUCAAUUCAAUACAUAUGUGUUUCAGUAGUAUAGUAAGUGUCAUAACUCAUUACAGUGAUGCUGUCUAUUUAACAUCAUCAUCAGCAUAAUGACCAUCCAAAGGAUAUAAGUGAAUGCAGGCAGAGCCGUGACACAGUUAAAUAAUGACAGUCUAGUGUGAGUGCAGUUCUCUGAGGACAGCAUGCGGCUGUCUUUCCCCUGACUUCUCUGUCAUGUCUUUCUUUGACAUUCUGAUGUUUUCCAUUCGGUCCAAAAUAAUACUGAAUGUGUAAACUCCAUAAAAGAAAUCUUUAUUUUUGCACAUAUUAUUGGUUACUAUCAUUUUCUUCAGUUCUUGAAACACUUUUGCUUUUGGUGUAGUUGUGUUUUGUCUGUAUGACUGUACCACUCAACACAGUGGCCAUUUGUCAGGCUCUAAUUCAUGAAGUCCACUGGACUGAUGAAGAAUAUGACCAUGACUUGGUCCUUUCCAGUGUUCACAGUGAGCUGACGGGAGUCUUUUCUGCCAUCUCAUUCCUGUGAAUAAUCAGUGAACUACGACAUAGUUCGUUACUUUAAAUGUAUUUAUCAGACUCUAUUACCACACAGCAAUAUGUAACUGUAACAGGAAAUAAAGCAAAAUGUGAUGUUCACUGAA
Messenger RNA from Larimichthys crocea (large yellow croaker), 3698 nucleotides. It is a transcript of the gene steap2, whose product is annotated as STEAP family member 2, metalloreductase. Gene Ontology annotation, biological process: copper ion import. The transcript is spliced from 7 exons. The coding region runs from base 880 to 2421 and encodes 513 amino acids. Lineage: Eukaryota; Metazoa; Chordata; Actinopteri; Sciaenidae. Gene Ontology annotation, cellular component: endosome; plasma membrane. The record is from RefSeq and is a predicted model, not a curated record. Gene Ontology annotation, molecular function: cupric reductase (NADH) activity; ferric-chelate reductase (NADPH) activity.